Molecule: messenger RNA, 999 nt
Organism: Stylophora pistillata
Lineage: Eukaryota; Metazoa; Cnidaria; Anthozoa; Scleractinia; Pocilloporidae
Product: major facilitator superfamily domain-containing protein 6-like
Source: RefSeq, a predicted model, not a curated record
CGUAGUAAAAUGGAAGGUAAAAGAGACCUGAGAGAGACAGCUUCUUUGUACGGCACGGUUUCUUCGCUAAAUUCUUCCGCUUUGUGCCAUCCACCGAAACUCGCUUUCAAAGCUUACUAUUUCUUCUUCUACGCCGCCAUUGGAAGCUCCUUUCCGUAUUUAAUGUUGUUCUUCAAACAAUUGGGACUGAACGCUGCACAGGCUGGAAUUCUAAGCGGGGUAAAAUUGUUUUCUGAAGCUAUCGGAGGGCCUUUGUGGGGAACAAUUGGAGAAAAAUUUAGAAUUCGAAAGAUUAUUUUGUUCGCGUCUCUCGUGUCAUUUUCAUCAGGGAUUUUAUUGUUUAUGCCUUUCCCACCGAGAAAUCAAGAAUGUAUCGAGACGAGAGCGAACGCUACAGAGAUCAGAAUACCACUGAGUUUUACCACAGGACAAAUGAGAUAUGAAGAAGAGAGCAUGGCAGAUGGCGGGUAUUUCAACUACACAGGUCAAACGAAUUACACGCGUCGAAUCGACGAAACCGAGAUGUCUAAAAUAUUUACAACUUUUUUAAUCAUAACUAUUAGCAGUCAAAUCGUCGGCUCGGUAGUUUUCAAUAUGCCUGAUGCCUUGGUAGUGGGUUACCUCCAAGGUGGUAUCAGUACGUUCGGAUAUUAUCGGGUAUGGGGCGAAGUUGGAGUCGCUACUGGUUCGUUCGUUGUCGGAGGUGUCAUCAACUUUUACCAGUUGGAAGUAUGCGGCGAGAUCGCGAAAAAGUACUUCAUUUCAUUUUAUUUCUUUGCUGGGUUUUUUCUGCUUGCAAUGUUUAACCUUAUUUUCCUUAAAGCAACGUAUCCAGAAAGGGACGCUAAUGAUUCGAACUUGUGGCUUUUAGUAAAAGAACUUAUGCGCCUUCAAAAUGCCAUGUUCAUGGUUGUGGCUUGCUUCCUAGGCAUUCUUGUGGGUAUGCACGAGUAUUUUGGUCUUUGGUACUUAGAUGACCUGGGAGCACAACCUUACAUG